ACAAGUGACAAAUGACAUACUAUAAACAAAACCGUCGAGAAAACAAAAGGUUUGGCUUAUAAAAAAAAUAGUAUAAUGUAUAAUAAAUAUUUUACAAAGUCUUCAACAUUUAGAGCCAAAUAAAAAGAAAAAGUAAAUGCAAUAAGAUUAUCAAACGGAAUUACUUAUAUAUUUUAGAUAUCUUAUUUUAGUAAGUUCGAUUCAUUGGCUUUCGACGACUUCAUGGAUUGAUUGCUGCUAAAUAUAAAUAAUUUAUUAUUGAACAUCCGGCAUACAUACUUAGAAAACUAAAAAAUGAAUAUCAUUGAACAGAUUGAUAAUAAAGAGACGAAAUUGCAAGAUACAGAUUUCCCACAUAUCUGCAGAAUAUGUCAAAGUAGGAACAAUUUGCUGGCAUUUGAAGAACAAUCAUCUCUAAUGGGGAUUUUUAAACUUUUAACAAAUAUAGAGGUCAUCGCCAAUCCAGAUAUGCCUCAAAAUGUAUGCAACAAAUGUAUAAGUAAACUUCAAUCCAUUGAAAAUUUUAUAGCAAAAUGUAUAGAAACCGAGAAUAUGCUUCUGAGGCUGCUACCAAAUAAACAAAUUGAAAUUAAGACUGAAAUAGUAGAACCAGAGGAUGAUGAACCAAUGGACACUUGUAUGAUAGAACUGAUUAAAAAUGAAAUACAAGAAUGUGAGGUUACCACUGUGGAUGAAUGGAACAUGGACUCUAAUCAUGUGCAAAAAAAUGUGUGUAAGACAGAACCAAUUAUUGCAGCAAAGGAUGAUUGGGAAAAUAGACCUUCUAAUUCUAACAUUGAUGACUUUAACAAUCCCAGUUAUUCAGACAUACUAAACAACCAGGAAGAGAAUAAAACAAAGGUUAUACAGGAAGAGUAUAAAACGAAGAAUAUACAGGACGAUAAUAAAACGAAUGUUACAGUUGAAAAAAGCAACCAUACUCGAAAAAGUUAUAGUACUCGUUAUAGCGUAAAGGUUAUGCAGGAAGAGAAUAAAACAAAAGUUAUACAGGAAGUGAAUAAAACGAAUGAUACAGUUGAAAAAGGCAACCAUACUCGAAAAGGUUACUGCAUUUACUGUGACGCAGAGGUACACCAUUUCGUCAAACACCUGGAAAGAAUACAUAUUGACGAACCCGAAAUUGAACUUUUAUUUUCUGAACCACCCGGCACCAUUAAAAGGAAACAGAUGAUUUUAUCUCUUCGGAAAAGAGGAAAAAGCAAAAGCGAUUUAAAAAGAGACAACCCCAACUCAUCGGAAACACUAAAUAUCAAGAUGCCAGAAAAAGCCUCCUGGGAUGCAGAGGCAAUGAAGAAAGCCUUAUCCUUCAUUGCCAAUGGUGGAGCAAUUAGAGAUGCAGGACGAAAGUUUGGAAUACCCGAAUCUACCAUUCGUUUAAGAAAGAGAGACUACGAUAGAGGAUACUGCGAUGUUACUGGACCUCAAAAGGGUCGACAUCCUGUUUUUUCGCAGGACAAAGAAAAGCAUCUAGCGAAUCGUGUAUUAAAAAUAGCAAAACUGUUUUAUGGUGUCACAAGAAAUGAACUUCGCCGGCUAGCAUAUUCUUAUGCAAUAUCUAACAACAUUCCGAACAACUUUAAUGUUAAACUCAAAAUGGCAGGAAUAGACUGGUACAAUACAUUUUUAAGUAGGAACAAUGAGUUAAUAAAAACAGAAUCAACAAUCGUAAACCGAAUAUCUGGUUUUAACAUAAUACACAUUACUGAGUUUCUCACGAAUCUGAAGACUCUGUACGAAAAAUAUCGCUUCAGAGAUGACCAGAUUUUUAACGUAGAUGAAACCGAUAUUUCUACCCUCCAAAAUCCUUGUAAACGUCGUGGCUCCAAAGGAACGAAAAAGUUGGGAGCGAAAACUUCUGAUGAAAGGGGAGAAACUGUUACUGUAAUUUGUUGCUGUAAUGCUGCUGGUACAAGUUAUGUUCCCCCUGUGUUUAUUUUUCCAAAAGCUCAUAUGACUAACAUCUUGAAAAAUAACGGGCCGCCCAAUGCAAAAUAUAGUUUCUCAAAAUCUGGGUGGAGCAAUGAAAAAUUAUUCUAUCAGUGGCUUCAGCAUUUUAAGGAUAUUGUGAAACCUUCCACAAAUGAACCUGUAUUAUUAAUUAUGGAUAAUCAUUCGAGCCAUAUGUCUGUAGACAUUUAUGAAUUUUGUAAGCAGAAUGGGAUUGAAUUGCUAAUCUUUCCACCCGGUAUAUCCCAUAGGUUACAGCCUUUGGAUAUAAGUUUUCAUGAUCCACUCAAAGCAGCUUUUAAUCGACAGUAUGACAACUACCUCUUACAUUUUGAAAAAGUCACACUCUAUAAUUUGUCAGAAAUCUUUCAUAAAGCUUACAUUGAAGUUGCUACAGAGGACAAAGCACAAUCUGGAUUUAGUGCUUCAGGAAUAUGGCCCUUCCAGCCUGAAAAAUUUAAAACCGAAUAUUUUUUGGCGUCUACUCAUACGCCAGCAGUAACAAUACAUGAAGAGGAUCAGCAAUCUGACGCGGAAGUACAGUUUAAAGUCCCUAAAUUCGACCUUAUUACAUCAACUCUUUUACAAGCAAAUGAAGACUUGAACCACAUCCCAACUCAUCGCGCAGGGAAAGUUCAACGCCGUGCGAGACAAUUAACCCUGAAAAAAAGAUUAAAAUUAACAGAAAAAGAUAAAUCUGGAUCAGAAAGUGAACCUGAAGAAGAAGAAAUUUCUGUUAGUCAGUUAAAUGACGACGAUGAACUGGACGUGGCAGAGGCUGACCUCGAAAGCAGAUGUUUGGUUUGCGACGGCUCCAGUAAAAACGAAAAUGAUGAAUAUUGGUUUCAGUGUUCAGUUUGCAGUAGAUGGGUUCAUCAGUUAUGUAGUGGAGUUGACUCUCCCGAAAGUUACAUCUGUAAUUUUUGUGACUGUUAAAUUGUAUAUUUUUAAUUUUCAAAUAAAUUAUAUUAUACAGGGUGUCCCGAAAAUAAUGCGUUUCUUAAAGGUAUAGGUAGACGGCACCAUGUAGAGCAAAAAUGUCUUAUAACAUUUUUUUCUAAAUUCAACCGUUUCGUCAAAAAACCAAAAUACAUUUUGGUAUGUAAAUUGAAAUCUGGCAACUACGUGCAAUACAAAAAUCUAAAGAUAGACAGUCACAAUUCAAAAAUACUAGUUUUCUUUGUAUGUUUACAGUUGUAUCUGGUAGUAAAGUAAUAAAUCAUGUAAAAUACCAACGAAACCGAUAUCAAUUUCGGCACGCGCCUUUAGUAUGUACAUUACACCCUGGCUUCGUCCUCAACAUCAAAGAAAACAAAAAAUUGUUUUGUUUGAUUUUCAAACAUGGGGGGUAUGGUUUGAAACCAGCAUUUCAAGCACAUUUUUGUGAUUUUUUUUUAACUGUGGUACGUUUAUUUUAUUUUUAAAUUAAAUAAGCUUAUUAAGUACAAUUUAAAGAAUAUUUAAAAAAAAUUCAAGGAAUAAUAUUGAAAAAUAAGCCAACGUUGGAAAAUUUUUACAGACCUUAAAAAAAUAUGGAUUUUGCGAUGAACAUCGGCACUUGUCACUGGAUCACGUGAAACAAAAAAUCAUAAAGAUUUUAUUAGCUUAUGAGUUUCUCGACACAACGCUGUCGAUAAUUUUUUAUUUUUAAACGAUUUUUGAGUUCUUGGUAUAAAAAAAAAUAAUAAUAAAAUAAAAUAAAAAGUUACUAAGAAGAUAUAAACCUCCGAGAGGUUGAAUCGGGUUUAGGUCUUAGCGUAGUAAAAAAAAUAUACAAAAAAUACAUAAAAAACAAAAGAAAAAAAACUAAAUAAAAAAUAUAAUAAAAAAAAUUGUUGAAAAAUAUAUAUUAAAAAAAAUAAAAAAAAACAGAGUAAAAAAAACUUAGUAGUAGGUAGUAAUAGUUUUAAAAGAUACUAAGCAUAUAUUUUGUAAAAGAGAGAAUUCAAAACACAUUGACUGACCAGUUGGUUGCUUAAACCAGUGCCAAUAAAACAUAAACACACACACACACAGUUCUUGGUAUCACUCGGAAGUCAAAAAACGAAAUUCUUUGUGACAAAAGGAUGAAAAUCAAAAAUUCUUAGGUGCAUUGAUUGCAUUUUAGGAAUUAAACCAUAGUUACCUAAAUAGUACAUACAGUAGGAAAAAUGAAAGAAUACCCAUGAACGAACAUAUAAAACACGCUGUAUUUUCCUGUAACCGUGUCAAACAAAAAAUUGGCCAGCGCAAGUACAUGUAAUAAUUAUUGUUACAUGUACUUGCACUGGACAAUUUUCUUUGUGACACGGUGACAGGAAAAUACAGCGUAUUUUAUAUGUUCGUUCAUGGGUUUUCUUUCAUUUUUCCGACUGUAUGUACAUAAGUUUCCUUAUGUAAAAGUUCUCCUUAUAGACGAGGGCAUUUAGCACAAAAUAAAUAAAUUUUUAAAUACAGCACCUAGAGACUUGCAAUUUUUUGCAUUAUGUUCAGGAUGACGUCAGGAAAAAAGUCUACUAUUCAAAAAUGGGUGGAAAUGCAUAAUUACACUGUAAAGUGCAUAAAAUGCAUCCAAAAUUGCAUAAAUAUAAAAAUAAAGUCAAAAUCUGUAUACUAAGAAACAAAAUUUAUUAUUUGGGGGUUUUGGGGGUCACUGAAUACGAUUACGCAAUCAGAACAGACCCCUGGAUCAGCUGGUGACCAAGGUCAGUGCAAGAGACGUCAUCUUCUGGAGUUUCGAUGGUUUUCGGAAUUAAAUCGAUGCAAAUGGAUUACUCACGGAUUUUAGGGGUCACUAAGUUCUAAUAUGCCAUCAGAAUUCAUGAUCAGAAUUCAUGAACAGACCUCUGGACCACCUGGUGCCCAAGGUCACUGCAAGAGACGUCAACUUCUGGAGUUUCGAUAUUAAAUUGAUGCAAACGGAUUACUUACGGGUUUCUGGGGUCGCUAAACACGAAUAUGCCAUCAGAAUAUUGAAUUCAUUCCGGAGUACCUAGUGCCCAGGAUCGCUACUAUGGCACGUAAUCUUCUGGAGUUUCGAGCGUUUUCGGCAUUAAAUUGAUGUAAACGGAUUACUACGGGUUUUUUGGGGUCGGUAAACACGAAUAUGCCAUCACAACCGACCUCCUAUGCACCUGGUGCCCAAGGUCACUACAAGGGACGUCAUCUUCUGAAGUUUUAAGGAAUUUUGGCAUUAAAUUGAUGAAAAUAAAUUACUCGGGGGUUUUUGAGAUCGGUAAACACUAACAUGCCAUCAAAACAGACCAUCGUAGAACCUGGUACCCAGUGUCACUGCAAGGGGCGGCAUCCGCUAGGCGAGGUUUUCGGUACUAUAUUGAUGCAAACAGAUUACUUAUAGGAUUUUGGGGAUGCUGAACACGAAUACCCGAUCAGAACACACCGGAGGACCUGGUGCCUAAUGCACGUCAUCUUCUGGAGUUUUGAAAGUUUUAUGUACUCAAUUGAUGCAAACAGACUACUCACGGGUUUUUGGGGCUGCUAAACACAAAUGCGCCAUCAGAAGAGACGCUGGAGCACCUAGGCCUAAGGCACGUUAUCCUCUGGAGUUUUGAGGGUUUUUGGCAUUAAAUAGAUUCAAACGGAUUACUCAUAAGUUUUUAGGGUUGCUGAAUACAAAUACGCCGUCAGAACAAACACCGGAGCACCUGGUGCCUAGUAACCCCGAAGAAAAACCCCGCGAGUAAUCCAUUUGCAUCCAUUUUAUGCUGAAACCCCUCGAAACUCCAGAAGAUGACGUACCCUAGUAGCGAUCCUGGUCACCAGAUACUUCGGAAUUCAAUUCUAAUAUCAUAUUCGUGUUUAGCAACUCCAAAAAGACGUAAGUAAUCCGUUUGCAUCAAUUUAAUACCGAAAGCCCUCAAAACUCCAGAAGAUGACGUCCCUUGCAGUGACCUUGGGCACCAGGUGAUCGAGAAGUCUGUUCUGAUGGCAUAUUCGUGUUUAUCGACUCAAAAACCCCCCGAAUAAUCCAUUUUUAUCAAUUUAAUGCCGAAAUCUCUCAAACUCCACAAGAGGACGCCGCUUGCAGUGAGCUUGGGCUCCAGGUGCACAGUGAGUCGGUGUUGAUGGCAUCUUCGUGCUUAGCCACCUCAAAAACCCCUGAGUAGUCCAGUUACAUCAAUUUAGUGCCGAGAUCCCUCGAAACUCCAGAAGAUGACGUGCCUUUGUAGCGACCCUGGGCACCAGGUACGCUAGAGGUAAUUUUUGAUAUCAUAUUCGAAUUUAGCGAUCCCUAAAACUCGCGAGUAAUCCGUUUGCAUCUAUUUAAUGCCGAAAACCAUCGAAACUCCAGAAGAUGACGUCUCUUGCCGUGACCUUGGGCACCAGGUGAUCCGGGGAUCAGUUCUGAUGGCGUAAUCGUAUUCAGUGAUCCCAAAAACACCCCAAAUAAUAAAUUUUGUUCCUUAGUAUACUGAUUUUGACUUUAUUUUUAUAUUUAUGCAAUUUUGGAUGCAUUUUAUGCACUUUACAGUGCAAUUAGGCAUUUUCACCCAUUUUUGAACAGUAGACUUUUUUACUGAUGUCAUCCUGAACAUAAUGCAAAAAACUAUAAGUCUCUAGGUGCUGUAUUUAAAAAUUUAUUUAUUCGGAUGUUUUUAGUGCUAAAUGCCCUGGUCUAUUAUGUAAAAGUAAUCCAACACCUUUAUUAAUUCAGAUAAUAGUAAAUGUCACAUUAUUAAAGCAAGAUAUAAUUAUUUUGCAAGUAGGUACCUACAUUUCCGGUGAGAACAACCUUAAAAUCACACCUCAAAUAGUAAAUAAACAAGGGGUUCGAUUAUGUUAAAUUUGCAAAGUUACAAACGAGUUCUUGUACGACGAUGCCAGAUUAUUUAAUUUUAUGAAAAUAAAAGUUUACUUAUAUGGAGAACAAUGUAUUUUUUUAAACGAUUAACUUUAGAAGAAAAUGUUGAUAGCUUUUUUGUUCUACAUUGUGUAUUAUAUACCUAUACGCUCUGAGCUUCGCUGGUGUCGCUCCUAGCGGUUAUUAAUUCAACUUUUACCGGUAAUUUUUAAAUUUAUUAUUUAAUUGUUAUCGCUUAAUAUUUACAACGCAAAAAAGUAAUUAAAUUGUAAUCGAUUUUUUUAAGAUUUUGCUAAUCAUUUUGACGUUCUAUUGAUAAAAUAUGAAUUUCUUACUUCGGAUACUUUCACAAUUAUCGUGUAGAUGGCGCUAAGAUUAAUUUAUAAUUACAUAUUACGGAACAUUAAAAAAACUUAAAUUCAGUAUUUAAAACGUAAAUUUAUUUAAGUUAAAAAUAUACACCACAGCUUUGACCAACUAAUAUUUUUCCUAUUAAUGUUUUUAAUUUCAAUGUUUUCAGUAUUUAAGACGUAAGUAUAUUUAAGGUAAAAAUAUAUACCACAGCUUUUACCAACUAAUAUUUUUUAUAAUUAAUGUUUUUAAUUUUAAUUUUAAAUUAAUCACUUUGACAUUUAUGUCAAAUUUCCGGUAAACGUUUACAGACUUGCCACUACUGGCGCUCGCGAAUUUGUAAAUAUCCCCUCUAAGUACGAGCUUACAGCGUAUACCUUAAAGUUUAAAGGAACGCACUAUUUUCGGCGACACCCUGUAUAUCAUUCGGACUACCACAGAAAGUUGGUGGUUAAUGUAUAACAAUAAAACUCCAACUAACUAUGGGAGCCGAUUGUUUAAUGUUUCAUCUAGCCCAGUCACUCAGGUGUAAGCUCGUCUUAUCUUAAUUGAAAAAGUGAACAAUGAGUCUUGGAAGGGACAAAUAAAACAUGAAAUGUACUAAUAAUAUUUAUUUUACAUUAAAAAAUAAAAUGAAAUCCGAUUUUCCCAUCAACAAAGCAAAUCCUGCCUCAUGAUAUGGUGUGGUAUGGUACAUCGGGACCGGGUCCACUUGUGAGAUGUCAGAUACUUAGACCUCCUACGGCGGGUCCAUUGUAUCACCUCUAUCUUACGGUCCAGGUCCAUAACAACCUGGUCUUCGUUGUUUCUGGGGCCCAGGCCGCACCGGGCUCCCAUGUCUGUCAGAAUCAUCAGGGUCUGCAAAUCUGAGCUUCUCUAGCCGAUGCCACCCCGAACGUCCAAUUCUCCAGAAACCUUAUGGCCUCACAGAAAGCCAUAAGUCCCUUAAAAGGCAACUCCCUCGCCUGGCUAGGCUGCAUAGAUGCCGAUCCCAGGAUCUGCCACCUCUGAUAGGCCAAUACCGGGUAUUCCCAGAGGACAUGAGAAGGUUUCUUCCUCCUCAUUACAUAGACGGCACCAUGAGCCAUCCGCCAGUCCAAGCAGAUGAAGGUUUCGGGAGCCUGGCCUGUCUCAUACCUCCAUAACUGGCCCAGCAGUCCUGGAACCUCCGCAGAAGAAGCUCAUUGAGACUACCCCGACAAGUACUGAGGGGCACUCCAAUCACAGGUUCGGGUCCCACGGGCAGAGUGAAUGAGCCCCGUCUUGCCAGGGCGUCAGCUCGUUCGUUGCCUUCCACACCUGUGUCCCGGUACCCAUAACAACCUAACCCUGUUGGUCAGAGCAAUCUCAUCCAGUGCUCUCUUGCACUCAAGAACCAGCUUAGAGCUGGUCUUGAGCAGAUAGAGAUGGUCCUGCCUGAGCAAGCUCUGUAUGCAAUCUCUUGAGCACAUACCAGAUUCGCAAAAAUCUCGGCCUGAAAGACUGAUGAAUGAGAGCCGAGAGCCUGGCUAGACUCAAAUCCGACUCCAGCGCCUGCCAGCUCGUCCAUACUGAACCCAUCUGUGAACCAGAGGAGCCCAUUCCGACAGAUUAAUGUGGGUUUUCGUUCUACUCACUCUACCCGAUCACUCGAAAUGGUUGUACUGGCAAAUGUUCGCCAUAUCUGUCUCACUUAGUUUAGCCUGCAGAUCAUUGCGGUUGCCCGUGUGGUACAUUAUUAUCCUUAAUAUAAUUUAUUACCCUUAUAAUAUAAUAAUUAAUAUAAAAUGUUUUACACCUUAAUUCUGAAUAACUUUAUCAUUGUUAUUAACUUGUAUGUUAACCUUAUACAAAGCCACGAACCAUAAGUAAACAUCACAUUGAACUGUGCGUGUUGUUUUAAUAGUUUCUUGUGUAUAAAUACAGAUUUAGGCGAAAGACAUUAUAUUAUUCGCGUUACUAGACGCGGGCAUGUCGAAAUAUUGUUGGUAUAGGUCGUAGACACCAUUGUUGACAGUUAUGGUUAGUUACCGUUGUAAAAUGUAAAUAUAAAUGAAUAUAAAUGUAAAAAAAAAAACGUUUCGUUCGUUGCAAUCCGUGACUGCACGCCGGUGUUUGUCCUAGUUGGGUCAGAGAGAGCAGCAUAUGUGCCUCCCGAUGAGAGACUAAUAAGUUUCGAAACCAGUAGAGGUGCUUGCUGCACUCUCUGAUUGAACUGGAAUAAUAAUGAGGCUAUAGUUUCGUGUUGCAACGAAAUUGAAAAUUGUUAUUCAUUUUUGGAAUAUAAAUGUAUUAUUGGAAUUGAA
Messenger RNA from Diabrotica virgifera virgifera (western corn rootworm), 9405 nucleotides. RefSeq names its product piggyBac transposable element-derived protein 4. NCBI's taxonomy places the organism in Eukaryota, Metazoa, Arthropoda, Insecta, Coleoptera, Chrysomelidae. The record is from RefSeq and is a predicted model, not a curated record. Gene Ontology annotation, cellular component: nucleus. The coding region runs from base 295 to 2904 and encodes 869 amino acids. Gene Ontology annotation, molecular function: zinc ion binding; DNA binding. The transcript has 6 exons.